Messenger RNA from Xylaria bambusicola, 1365 nucleotides. RefSeq lists its product as uncharacterized. The coding region runs from base 476 to 1153 and encodes 225 amino acids. NCBI's taxonomy places the organism in Eukaryota, Fungi, Ascomycota, Sordariomycetes, Xylariales, Xylariaceae. The record is from RefSeq and is a predicted model, not a curated record. The transcript has a single exon.
CUUGGUAGUGCUAGUGAUGUUGAUGGGCACCAUCAUAUGCUAGACCGCACCCUUUACCUGCAGCUGUUCUUCUAAAAUGGGACGGGCUGACCAAUUAGUAUGAGGGCGAGGCUCUGGCGAGGCUCUGGCGCAGGGAUCCGAUAGUGUCUCUCCUGCAGCUAACCUGUGCGCCACCACCAACAGUUGUCUAAGCAUAUGAGACAACCGGCUAGCUGGAUCAAAUUAUUUUAAAACAUCUCCCUAGCAAAUCCCGAUAGCUGACGACAAGGAUAUAUAAAACCCGGUCAACAUGGAGAAGGCGCCGCUCAUUGUUGCUGCCAUAAUAGCUUGGCUUAUAACUUGAUGGAUUCCUAUCACUCUAUUGUCUCGAUUCCGCCCCUUUGAGUUGUUUCCAAAGUCAAAAAACAUCGAGUAUUAAACGAAGCACCGCUACUACCUACCUGUCCCAUAUCACCGAUCGCGAAGGACGAUCUAGAUGGCCGCCCCAGAAGAUCCACGCACAAAGUUUGGGCUGACCUGUCCAGUAGACGGCAAAUUUCACAUAUGUCAGAAAUCAUCGACGAAAUUCAUCGGCUGUUGUAAGGUGGACCCAUGCACUUCAGAACUCGAUGGGGUAUGCCCCGACUCAGAGCUCUUCGUCGCUAGUUACAGCGCUGCUAGUGGUGUUAUGUUCUUGAAGCAAGACUGCGCCGACCCUCUCAAUGGCAGCUGGUACACGUGCGAUAACGCCCGGCCGCCAUUUCUCGGAUGUUGCAAGAAUAAUCCAUGCAACAACGGCUGUUUGGAUGGCAACCUUGUCGCCGCGGCUUUGAGUAACGACCCGAGAAAUGCUAGUCAGCUGAUGUUGCCAGACACGACGACGACCACCACCACUGGUACCAUAAGUAGUAGUUCUAGCUCGAGUACGACGGGCACAGCUGUGUUGCCGAAAGGUACUGAGAGUUCAAGCUCAAGCGAUGGUGCCCGCGCUGGGAUGAUCGCUGGAAUUUCGGUUGCCGGUGUUGUGAUACUGUUGCUAGUUAUAGCAGCGUAUCUAUGGGUCAAAAGGAGGGAGCGCGCUCGGCAGGAAUCUGAAUACGAACCGGGACUGGCUAAUGGCACGUCGGAGAAUGUGAUACCGUCCCAUGGUUUCUUCCAAGGUAAAUACUCAUGACCCCAGAGUUGAUAACACUAUCGGGUCUGAAUGUUGGAAGACGUCACACAUAUCAUAUGAUUAAUUCGCUUAUUGACUUGUUGGCUCAGAAACCUCGCCUGUCGAGAAACGCGUAUUUCUUUCCCCGGAUUCAAACCGAUCAUCGUGCGACCCUCGAGCCACUGUUACGAGUCCAUCCACUUCGGAGAAUUUUCAAAGCCCCCAUAUCUCAU